Lucilia sericata (common green bottle fly) is the source of this 1203-nucleotide messenger RNA. RefSeq names its product UV excision repair protein RAD23 homolog A-like. Bases 133 to 963 code for a protein of 276 amino acids. NCBI's taxonomy places the organism in Eukaryota, Metazoa, Arthropoda, Insecta, Diptera, Calliphoridae. Gene Ontology annotation, biological process: nucleotide-excision repair; proteasome-mediated ubiquitin-dependent protein catabolic process. The transcript has a single exon. Gene Ontology annotation, molecular function: polyubiquitin modification-dependent protein binding; proteasome binding; ubiquitin binding. Gene Ontology annotation, cellular component: nucleoplasm; cytosol. The record is from RefSeq and is a predicted model, not a curated record.
UCAAAAUAACAUUAAGUGUAUGUGUGUGAGAAAUUGCACGCCUGUUUUCGUUUAUUUACCUGAAACGAAAUUAUUGUGAAAUUUAGUAGUAAAAUUAAUUAAAUUAAUCCAAAGAAUAUAAAAAAAUACAACAUGAAAUUACAAAUAAAAACCUUAAACCAAAAAUCUCUAGUAGUGGAUAUAGAGGAAACAAAAACAGUUUAUGAACUGAAAAAGGAAUUGUCACUGUAUCCAGAUAUUGGUGUCCGGCCAGAAUUGCAAAAACUAAUCUAUGCCGGUAAAAUACUGGUCAAUGACGAUAAACUAAGUACGUAUAACAUAGAUGUAAAGAAAUUUCUGGUAAUUAUGAUUCUAAAGCAGCCGGUGGAAGAGCCACCAAAAGCCGAACAACAAGCUGUUAAAGAAGAGACAGUUAAAGAUAUAGCAGCAGAUAAAGUUAAAGAGCAAGAAAAAACUGAAAGUAAAAACAAUGAAACUACUACUACCUCGCCGGCGACACCAGUAGCAGAAGCUGAAUUCAAAACCCCUACAGCUCCAACGGGGGAUAGUAAAAAAGAUGAAUUAGUGGCCCAGAUUAUGGGCAUGGGCUAUCCCGAAGCGGAUGUAAGAAGAGCUUUAGCCGCCAGUUUUUAUAACCCCGAUCGUGCGGUAGAAUAUCUUAUCGAAGGCAUUCCCACCUCACCCUCUACACCAGAAGGUGAAAGUUAUUCUGAUACGGAUGCUGACUUAUCAAUGACACCCUUUGAAGUGUUUCGUGGUGAUCCCACAUUUCAAACUCUACGCCAAGCCUUGCAACAACAUCCAGAACUGUUAGAUGCUGCCAUACAACGUGUUGGGGAAACAAAUCCCGAGCUAUUAAAUUUAAUUAGUGAAAAUCAACAAGAAUUUCUUAGUAUGUUGGUUGAUGGUUCCGAUGAUGAGGAAUACGAUGAUGAUGAUUUGGACGACGAUGAAGAUGAGUAGUGUGUAAAUUGUCUAGAGGUAGAGAGGAGACUGUUAGUUGUGGUAUUUCAAAGAAAUACCAACAAUAAAACAACUUGAUGUACACCAUGAAGUCAGAGGUGUAAAGGAAUUGUUUAAAUUUAAAAAAAAAAAAAUAAAUAGUUCAUUUGUUAUUUUUAUUAACAAGUUAUAGAAGCCAUGAAUUUAUAUGUUUCUUUUUUUUGUAAAAAUCGAAUAAAUUAUUAAUAAAAAAAUAAAAAA